Molecule: messenger RNA, 938 nt
Organism: Cricetulus griseus (Chinese hamster)
Lineage: Eukaryota; Metazoa; Chordata; Mammalia; Rodentia; Cricetidae
Source: RefSeq, a predicted model, not a curated record
CACAAAUCCAAACCGAGAGCAGAUCGUUGCUGACUGCAGGACGAGAUGAUUGGGAGAGGCCUCUCUGAGAAGCUUCUCCCAGCUGCAGCCCUCUGGAGAUGCCAGCAGGCUGAGGAGGGCAGAGGGAGGUGCUUGGGAAGAGCUGAGAAACACGGCUGUAGAGUGGCUAGCAAGAGCCUGAGCGGAAGAGUAAAGCCACCUUGGAUGGUCCUUGAUCAUCUCAACUCUGGUCCUGUGGAGCCACCUGAAAGCCACAGCCACAAAUUGAACUCCUGCCACCAGAAUGGGGAAACAGAACAGCAAGCUUCGCCCUGAAGUCAUGCAGGACUUGCUGGAGAGCACAGACUUCACGGAGCACGAGAUCCAGGAAUGGUACAAAGGCUUCUUGAGAGACUGCCCCAGUGGCCACUUAUCCAUGGAAGAGUUCAAGAAAAUAUACGGGAACUUUUUCCCUUAUGGGGAUGCCUCCAAAUUUGCAGAGCACGUCUUCCGCACCUUCGAUGCAAACGGCGAUGGGACGAUAGACUUUAGAGAGUUCAUCAUAGCCCUGAGUGUCACGUCGAGGGGCAAGCUGGAGCAGAAGCUUAAGUGGGCCUUUAGCAUGUAUGACCUGGAUGGGAACGGCUACAUCAGCAAGGCGGAGAUGCUGGAGAUUCCCUAGGCCAUCUACAAAAUGGUUUCCUCUGUCAUGAAAAUGCCUGAAGAUGAGUCGACCCCAGAGAAAAGGACGGAGAAGAUCUUCCGCCAGAUGGACACCAAUAGAGACGGAAAACUCUCCCUGGAAGAAUUCAUCCGAGGGGCCAAAAGCGACCCAUCCAUCGUGCGUCUCCUGCAGUGCGACCCCAGCAGUGCCGGCCAGUUCUGAGCCCUGCACCCCAAGGACGCUAUAGCUGCUCGUGUCUCCUGAUUAGCGGUUAAACUUUUUUUUUUUUUUUUUU